AUUGAAUAUUUGGUCAAAACUACAUUCUCAAGUAUAUAUUAUAUGUAAUAGUAUGUGCCUUACAUCCAGUUGUGAUCAUAUAUAUGAGCUUUAUUAGCAGCUGUAGUUUUUUAUUGUAUUUGCUUUUGGCCAAUUUGCUUAAAUCAAUAUGGACGAAUUGAAGGCAGACUUGCAUGAGAUAUCAGAAACAUCCAAAGAUAACGAGCUGAGCAUCAAGCAGAAGACAGAUGUCAUUGAAAAUAUUUGCCAGCGACUCAAAGUGGUCGCGGUCGAUGUGGAUAAGGUGCUCAGAGCUAAGGAGCUGUUAUCUUCCUUGCAGCGGCGCAAGGCAUUCAUAGAUCUGAUCGGCCAGGAUGAUGAUGGCAGUCUUCAUAAGAAUCCCGAGGACAUGAAGCGGCUGACAUCAGUUCACAGCCUGAAAAUAAUGUCUUAUGUGCCGGGCGUCGAUAGCUACAGUGACGAUUUGCAAAUGUUCGAGAGCAUGAGCGAGGAUGUAUGCCAAAUGCCCUUUGAUGAAGAGCGUUGGGGAAAUUUUUUUGCUGGCUACCAGAUACUCAGCGUACCGGAGACCCUCAAUACCAAUGAGAACUGCAAGUGCAUUGAGCUGGGUUGCGGGAAAUGCGAUGAGCAUCUGUAUACUUAUUUGCACUCCGGCGUACGCUGCUUUAUAGUCGAUCUUUUUCGUGGACCGCUCCGCGAAAAUCAGGAUAUAAUUGUGCAGCUGCGUGAAGCUGAGAUAGCUGUGUCGAAGGAGUUUGGUUUUCCCGUUGCCUCCACCAUCAUAGCCAAGUUGUCGCCGCGUCAACAAUACACCGGCUAUUUGGAUAUGGAUGACUGCGACACCUACGAACUGAAAAGGGGAUACAAAACUAUUCUGACUGCCGAUCGCAAUUAUUCCCUGCACUGUAGAGGGGAUCUGAUUUAUGUGAAUGCCCGUUUUCUGCUCGCCGAUGUUCGUCAGUUUGAUAUCAUCCUCAUCGGGGAGGAUAUACAGUUGAUGGUGCGCUCCGUACGCCAGGAUCAUCUCAAAUGUUGCGUCUGCCGUGGGGGCACGCUGAGUUCCUUUAUGCCGGUGCUCUUCCCGGCACGCUGCAGCAAGUAUCGCUUAUCGUACGAGGAAGUGGAGGAUUUAACAUUUGCCCGCGAGGUGGGUAUCAAUGUGGUGGUAUCCUAUAUUGCUGGCACUGUCCAGUAUCUAAAUAAUCUGGAGAAGGUCAUGGCAUCGCUGCAGUGCGAACAUCUCAGACUCUACGCCCGUGUCGUGCUGAACGAGAUCGAGGGCUGCGAUGGUGAACUGAACUGGGUCGCUGAGCGCUACGAUGGCCUGCUGGUGGAGCUGGCGGAUCCAGCCAUAGUGCCAGAUAUUAUGCGUAUGUGUCCCAAUGCAGAAUGUCUUCUGCAGGUGGCACGUAACGCCAAAAAGCCCAUCUUACUUGAUGCCUGGCCCAUAAAUGAGCAGCGCCUGCGCGUUGAUCCCGCCCACUACUACUAUAUAUUCUUUUAUCCGGAUAAAUUUGUGGUCAAGUGCCAUCAGUCCCGGCAGGUCUUUUACUUCAGCUUCUGGCAGAACGCCAUUUUUGAUCAGAUUCUGCCUUUGGCCCUGGCCAAAAUGCCCCACUGCGACAGUUCGCAUACGGGUGCCGAUGGCCUGGCACGGGCCGUUGUUACCGCCUCCAUGGAGGUGAAUGCCAAAGCCAUUGUUGUGUGCGGCGUUACCACGCGUAUGGUGCAGAAGAUUUCUCACUUUCGCCCGAAAGCGCCAAUUCUAUUUGUCAGUCACAUGCGCUCCGCCGAGGACUAUGUAUCCCUGUAUCAUAAUGUUACCAUGCUCCCAUUUCGCACCACCUACUUUGUCAACCAUCGACGCAAUGCCUUUCGCAAAUCAAUCCUUGCCCUUGCCUAUUUGUCCUCACGCAAGAUUGUCGAUCAUGGCGAUCAAAUCAUACUGGUUUAUAACUAUACGUCGGGGACAACAUUCCCCGAAAAGUAUCUUAUCUACAAAUUUGAUAAAAUUAACUUUGUGCAACACCUGUCCGAGUCCCUGUUCCCACAGGAUACGGAGUGUGUAUAUUGCAAUGAUAUGGAGGGCAUUUAUAUAUAUACUCAUUACAGCGACACCGGUGCCACAGAGAUCGUCGGCCGCAAAAUUGCCCUCAAAGUAGUCACCACGAUUUGUGAUGCAGCUGCCGGAUCCACAGCGUUUGUUGUCCGCAAACAUGCCCAUAUAUUUGUCACCGCUGACAAGAUCCUCCAAAACGCCGUAGCCAUUGCGCGUGUUCGCCACGUACUCGCCAACAUAGAUGUAGCGAUUAUUGCGCAUCAUGCCGUGGCCGUGAAAGAGUCCCUCGUAAAAGUUGCCCUCAUAAAUCUCGCCGUCGUGGGCAUCGCUGCCAUUAAGCUCGUAAACGCCGUAGCCAUGAAAUCGGCCGCCCUUGAAGUUACCUACCUGCUCACGAUUGUUAAUGCCCCAGUGAUAGAGGCGUCCGUCCAGUGUCCGUGCCACACUGUGCUGCCUGCCGGCGGCAAUACUGCAUACACCCAUGCCAUCGAGCUUUUCCAGCCGUGCGACAUGCGCGCGUCGUAUAUGAUCCCCAGUGCCCAGGAGGCCACCAUUGGAGGCACCAAACGUAAAAAGUUGAGUGUGGAGCAGCGCAUAACCCUGAUGGAGGUCAGUUCCAAAGUAUGCACACUAUGCGCCACUAUCAGCCUGGCAGAGUACAGCGAUUGGUCCGCCGUCAGCAGCAGAAGCCAAUUGGAAUCAAGUUGGACUGAAUCCCCGGCCACUGCCUCGUUUCCAACGCUGCAGCUGCUGCCCAUGGAGCAGAGUCGCAAUGCGGGCGACCGUGUCUCGAGCAAGGCCAUGGACUCUGACAGUUCAGGGGGCGUAGCGCAGGCAGAUGAUUCUGGCCUUUUCAGCUGCAGUAGUGAUGUAGAAGAUGCAACAAAUCAUUCCACGACAUGGCAACAGUAUAAGGUGCAGGAGCAGAAUGAGCAUCCGCCACGCGAAGCACAGGAAUCGUUGUUUCUGGUCUCACAGGAGCUUCGCAAGUCGCGCAGCGAAGUGGAACGCCUAAGCAAGUCGGAGCAGUGGUAUAAACAAGAACUGCAGUCACAAAAACACAACCGCCUCGAAACUCUAGAGCGUCUCUAUGCCCAGGAGCGAAAAUACAUGCUAGAAAAUCAGAAACUACAACAGGAGUCGCAGCGCCUACAAGCAAAAUGCGCCGCGCUCGAAAGCUGUAGUCUGUCGGUAGAAGCUACUACGGCGGGCCCAGCCACGUCAACAACUGCGCAGCAAAGCGGCACGGCGGAUACUUUUGAUUCGUUUGAGGCGCAACAACAGCAGGCGAGGCUUAUGGAUCAACGUCAGCUGACCGAAGUGCUGCGCAAGCAAAAGAAACAACUACUAGCCGACAUAGAGCGUCUGAGUCUAGAAAAUGAUAGCAAACAGCUGCAAUUGCAACGGCUGAUGGCCGGCGUUGAGUUGGAGAACAAACACAUGACGCGACAGUGCAAACAGCUGAUCGAUGAACAUCGACAAUUGGCACAUAAACUUGAAGUGAAGGCGACCACGCUACGCAGUGUCACUGCGGAGCGGGAGCAAUUGCGCCAGGUCAUUGCAGAGCUCAACGAAACGUUGCAAACACAAGAGCAGCUGCUUGCUCUGAAGGAGCGUGAGUUCUUGGACUUGAAGCAGUACUAUCAAAGUAAGCUGAGCAGCGAGUGCAGCAUCGAUGCCAUGCACAAUUACAGCAUGGCAUUUCAUGGCGAAAUUAUUGCCAAGACCAGCGAAAUAGCCAGCCUAAAGCACGCACUUCUCGAGCUGCAAACGGAAUUGUUGCUCAUGUCGAAGCUGCAGGCACAGAACGAGGAACAGCAGCGGCAACUGGAGCAAUUGAAUUUCCAGCUGGAGACGCAACAGUUGGAGCAGGCGCUAAAGGACGCCCAACUUAAAGAUCUGACAACGGAGAAAGCAGUAAUCACCAGCCAGUUGCAGGAUUCGCAGCAAACACUGCAACAUUUAGAACAACAGCUUAAGCAACUUCAAAAGCAAUACGCGGAGACGUGCGCUAAAUGUGACCAUACCAAACGGCAACUGAAAGUGCAGCAGGCCCAAAACGAUGAGCAGGAGCAGCAGCUAAAAAAACUGCGAGAGCAGCUUCAGAUUUAUGAGCUGGAAUUCAGUCAGCUAAUUGACGCAAAGGCCAAGUUAGAGCAGCAACAGCAACAGGUCCAGACCAAACAGCCUGUAAGUGAGGGCACCCAAACGAUGGUUGUUCAACCCGUGUUGGAGCAGCGCAUUGAGACACUGGAGCAGCAGCUAAUAGCAGUCACGAAGCAAAAGCAACAAACAGUUGCAUUGUUGCAGCAACUGCUGCAACAACAAAAUGAAAAAAUUAGAAAUACCCAUGAAAUGGAGGCCGAUUGGAGGCAGCUGCUCGAAGCGCUGCAGGCCACACAACAAAUGGAGCAACAAAUGGAACUGCAGCUACAGCAGAAAGCCGAUGAGCUGCAGCAGCUCAAUGAGCUCUUCGCGCAACAAAACGAGCAGCUGCAGCAUUUGCAGAUGCUGAGUCGAGCACAUGAAACCCAGAACAGCAACGAACUGCAUAAACUUAAACAGGCACAAGCCGUCGAUGCGGCUAAUCUAAGCCAACUGCAGGCACAAGUGCAGGCGCUCCUAAAAGAGCGCGAAUGCGCCUCUAGAAAACAACACAGCAGCCUGCUGCAAGUGCUAGAAACGGAAACGGGUCGCAAACUGCACCAUGUCAAGAACUGGCCGCAGUUGACGAAAAUGCUGCGACAAGAAUUACGCGCAGCAAAAGCUGCUACGGAUUUGCCUAUCCUUAAAAUGAGGCUAGCCAAAAUCGGUGGCAAAUACGAACAAGCGCUGUCCAGAAUCAAAGUUUUAGAGCAAACGCUGGCCGCCGAAAGAGCUCGCUUCGAGGAUUCAGAUGUAGGAAAAUCGACGGCGAAUUCCGCGCCGUUGGAGCCGGCGCAUGAAGUUGCCAACCUGAUUGAUGACUACAAAAAGCUCAUUCAGCAAACUGCACAGGAGACAGGUCGUCCGCGCAACAGCUGUAUACUGGAGCUAAUUGAUCGCAGUCAACGUAGCCAGCCAAAUUUGUGCCAAUUAAGCGAGGGCGUAGCCGCUUGCCGUAAGGAUGUGCUGGAUCUCAAUAAGCUGCUGGCCGGUCUGGAGUUAACCUCGGCACGGCAAGAGCCCGUGCCAUCAUUGAUGGAGGAACUGCGCGCCGUGGCCGAAAAAGCUUGAGCCGCAAAAUGUCAGUCACAUCCCUUAACGUAGUCAUUUAGCAUAAUUAGCAGAUUUUUGUUUAGCUUAAUUUUUUUUUGUCGUAUUAUUAAGUGUACUUAAAUUGAUUUCUUUGUUUUUUGUGUUAUCGUCUUUCCAAAAGCAACUAUUUAUGUUUGUUAAUCUUAUUGUUUCAAAUGUGCAACUCUUUAAAUAUUUCAUGUAAAGCAACAUGAAUAACCCACCUAAUUGCUAAACACAUUAACUAGUCUCAAUGUUUUGGUUUAAUUCAAAGGAAGUUUCCUUAAAACCUUUCCAAUUCAAUUAAAUACAUUCUGAAGCCAUAUAUUAUUAAUAAUCUUAACUAUUGAAAUAAAUCGAAUAUGCCAGAUUUUAUGUAGAUAAUUUCAAAUUUCUAAAUUGUAUAACUUAUUCUAAGUCAAAUGGAAAUUUUGUUCGAAUGUUACCCACAGAAUAUUUAAAAAACCUUUAAAGAGAACUUGACGAAUUGCCAAUUUUCAAUAAAUCAACCACUUAAUUCUUAGCGUA
Drosophila montana is the source of this 5803-nucleotide messenger RNA. RefSeq lists its product as uncharacterized. The record is from RefSeq and is a predicted model, not a curated record. The transcript has 8 exons. Gene Ontology annotation, biological process: glycolytic process. Bases 149 to 5275 code for a protein of 1708 amino acids. Gene Ontology annotation, cellular component: cytoplasm. Gene Ontology annotation, molecular function: magnesium ion binding; potassium ion binding; pyruvate kinase activity. Lineage: Eukaryota; Metazoa; Arthropoda; Insecta; Diptera; Drosophilidae.